Molecule: messenger RNA, 2386 nt
Organism: Varanus komodoensis (Komodo dragon)
Lineage: Eukaryota; Metazoa; Chordata; Lepidosauria; Squamata; Varanidae
Gene: FANCC
Product: FA complementation group C
Exons: 15
Coding region: 68-1762 (564 amino acids)
Biological process (GO): cellular response to oxidative stress; nucleotide-excision repair; interstrand cross-link repair
Cellular component (GO): Fanconi anaemia nuclear complex
Source: RefSeq, a predicted model, not a curated record
ACGGACCUUCACGACAGAAUUCGUCUGAGGUUUGAAAGGCCGGGCGGGAUGCAGCGAUGGUGGCACAAUGGCUGAAGAUACUAGAACCACUAAAUUAAACUUUGAGUUCUGGCUGCAGAAGGCUCUUGAGUGGGGUCAGAUCACCACUUCAGAAUCUCAGCAAGAUGUCUGCCUUCACUUGCCUGAAUUACAGGAAUUUCUACUGCAGAUUUAUGGAGCUUUGAAACAUAUGAAUUGUGCUGCUGCAGUCCGAGAGUUUCCAUUAAUUGGUCAACUGUUGGGAAGACUUUGUUGGAAUCCAUUUGUCACUGGCUAUGAUGAAUGCCAGAAGAUUCUAAUGUGGUGCUUAUGCUGUCUGUACAGUGGUGAACCACAGAGCCCUGUGGAAUUGAAGGCCAACAGCUGGAUACAACGUACAUUGUGCCACCUGCUGUCAUUUUCUGGAUUGGGAAAUCAUGAUACUGAAGCAGUUAACAACUUUAUUUCUGCACUUGACUUCACAUCUGUGGAUUACUGCUCUAAACUUGUUGAAAAUGUGGUCUUAUCAUUAGUGACAGAACUCAGCCAAAAUCCAUUUAAUGGGUUUAACAGUCAACAAAGUACCUCCUCUCGAGUAACAUCUGUGUCCCUUCUCUGUGUGCCUCUUAUAACUUUACCUGAUGUAAUGCCGCUGCUUGAAGCCCUCCUUAGAUAUCAUGAAGAUGGAUCAGAGGAGGUCCUCCACUCUGAGUUUUUGGAGGCAGUGAAUGAAGCCAUAUUACAGAAGAAAAUAUCGUUGUCUGAAUCUGCUGUGCUGCAGUUGUGGCUCCGUCAUCUUCCUAGUCUGGAGAAAGCAGUAUUGCAGAAUAUUGAAAAUUUAAUCUGUAGUCAGCUAACUUCAGUGCAAGAGAUGGCAUGUCUGAUAAAACAGUCCUUAUUACACCAGGCUGCAUGUCAUCCAGUUAUCUUCAGAACUGCUGAUGAAAUUUUCAAGAAUGCCCUGCUGGAAACUGAUGGAGCAUCAGAAGUAAUGACUGUAAUGCAGGUGUUUACACAGUGCUUUGUUCAAGCCUACCACGAGAAUAAUAAGCAGCAUAAAUUUCCACUGAAGGCGUAUUUUCCUAAUAAUCCACACUCACUUGUGAUGGCUUUCCUUAAGCACCCCUCAGAUCUGCCAGCUGCUGGUUUAUAUCAGCAUUUGAACCACAUUGCUGAAAUACUCAAAGCGACAGUAGAAGCUGAGGAUAUCAGGUCUUGUAGUGACCUUUUUGAGAACUGGUUUUUGUUCCUUCAUUUUGGAGAAUGGGUCGAUGUUGCAGCAGAAGAGUUGCUGGUGUCACAAGCUGAAUCCUCAGAUGCCUUGCUUUGGCUUCUGGCAUUUUACUAUAAUCCUAGUGAUGAGAAUCAGCAGAGAACGCAAACAAUGGUGGAAGUGAGAUCUGUAUGUGACCAUCUGAGAAUUCUCUCAAGAAAGCCAGCUGUUUCUAUCACAGAUCUGCAGACUAUAGUUACUGGCAAAAUGAACAUAAGGCAGGAAGGCAUCAAACACCUGGUUAUGCAUCUGAUUAUUAGUUUUCUGCUCUUCAUUCCUGGUGGACACGCAAUAGCCAAAGAAUUUACUGUUCAUUUUGUAAUUGGGGGCCAUGAAAUCCCGGAAGUGAAAGCCCUUCUUAUCCGCCUUUCAAAUCGAGUUAGACAACUUGGAGUGAAAUACCAAAGGACUUUAAAAGUGGCAAAUGAUCUUCUCCAGAAACUAAACUGCGAGACUGAGUUUUCAUAUUGAUAUUCACUUUGACCCAGUAAUCAGACCAACUAAUCAGAACCAUUGAGUGGAAAGAAAGUAUUCAGCCUUUUUCCAUUUUGUCAAUUCUGAAAAAAGGUCUAUGCCUGGUUAUGACUGGGAUCAUGCAACACAAUAUGCUUGUCAGUUGGGGGUGACUCGCCAUGUUGCCCGAGCCUGGCUGCUUGGUUUGUUGGCCAUGCGCUGUCCCCGCUGGCUGUGCUGUACAAAUAAAUGGCAAGUGAUCCUUCUGAGCAUGUAACUGGAUUUUCUCAAGUCAUACACUGGUCAGGACCAGCUGUGGCUUAGAAGUGCCUUAUUCUUGUUAAUUCAGUCUUGGACGCUGCAUCCUAAGGCUGAAAACAAAACAUGAUUGUACUGAAGAAUUUUUCUUAUGGAUCUUAAAUGCUUGUAAAUCUAAAGUGUUCUCAGCACAUUGAUUGAAAUAAUCUUUUCCUCCUUUGCCUCCCUAGAGGAUGUUUUUAAAGUUCCAUGGCUUAUUGACAGGCUUCCCAUUGAAUAGAGUUGCUUGUUUCUGAUAUGCUGAUUUGUAGGGUUUAAGCCUCAUCACAAGCAAGUAAUUGUUCAUCAUUCGUUUUGAAGUAAAUGCCUGCAUCAGACCAGUUA